AUCGACUCCGGGUAGCCCAAAUGCUUCAUGACUCCCCCCAAGCUGCACAUCAGCGUGCAUGAGUCCAACCCUGGGAGGCGCCUUGACAAUGAACAGCCGCGCAGGCAGGCAUCUAAAAGACCAGGUCAGGCUCCUCCUAUAAAUCAUCCCGGGCAGCGCAGCCGGCGCCAUGCCGAGGCGGGGCCAAACACCUCGAGCAGCAGCGGCUGGUGGAGCGAGCGGCAGCAGCGCAGGCACGAUGCUUGGGACGACAGGAGAGAGGCGGACGAGCAGAUGAUGCUGGCCACCACACCGCAGCGGGCGGCGCUGCAGGCGGGGCAGCGGGCGGCAGAAAUCCAGCAGGUUCAGGCGCGGCUGGACAGCACGGAGCCACUGCGCUGCUGGCCCACAGCUGGCCGGCAUGACGGCACUCUUUGCUGUUUCAGGAAGACUGGAACCAUGCCGGCAGUGUAUCACGGCCUUGGCGGCGUGGCGGGCUCCCUCGUGGUGCCCAUUUUUGGGUGCACUUCGCACGGCGAGAAGAACGUCACAGCGCACCCGUUCCAGGUUGGCUGUGUGCCCACCAGCCCUGUGAUCAACACUGUCUACCUCUCAGAAGAUUUGGUGGAGAUGUUCCGGCUGUUGCAGCUCAAAGACGGCGUUGUUGAUUGGCGAAAUUUGGAUGCGACAGCGGUCCUCAUCGCCAGCCCAUCGCCAACGCUGCCACGAGGGCCAGAAACACUGCCCCGAACGCGUUCGGACCCCAGGAUAUCCACUUUUACAGUCUGCACCCUUGACGAGACCCGCAUUCUGCUGCAAAGGAAAUCAGAUUGUAUUCGGGCUAAAGCAUAUCGCCCCGAGCCUCCAGCGCUCAACGCCACCCCACCCACUCUGGCGCCCGGUCAUUGCGGUCGUUGCGCCGCCUUCCCGCCGACAUGA
Molecule: messenger RNA, 918 nt
Organism: Chlorella variabilis
Lineage: Eukaryota; Viridiplantae; Chlorophyta; Trebouxiophyceae; Chlorellales; Chlorellaceae
Product: expressed protein
Exons: 3
Coding region: 28-918 (296 amino acids)
Source: RefSeq, a predicted model, not a curated record